GGGAUAUCUGUAUCUGCAUUAUACAUCCCAUCUAUUCUUAGGUGGCACUUCAAGCCGAGUGAGCAGAGCCUUCAAUUGGCUGCACUAGAAAAAGUUGGCAAAAAUGGCUUACAAUGUAUCCCUCGCUGGACCCGGCCCGUGGGGAUUCCGUCUGCAAGGAGGAAAGGACUUUAACAUGCCCUUGACCAUCUCCAGAGUAACUCCAGGCAGUAAAGCAGCACAGUCCAAUGUAAACCAAGGGGACAUGGUGGUGGCUAUUGAUGGAGUAAGCACAGAUGGCAUGACACACUUAGAGGCCCAGAAUAAAAUCAAGUCUGCAAGCUACAAUCUGAGCCUCACUCUACAGAAGUCAAAACGUCCAGGUCCAGUUCCAACAGCCACACCACGAAUGGACUCUCCAAUGCCGGUAAUCCCUCAUCAGAAGGACCACGCUUUGGAAAUUAAUGGCAGAACAGUCUUCAGUGCUCUGUCUAACACAACUGCUAUGCCACUGACUGGUAGCGUGACCACCAAUGGGACAAUGUCAGGCUACCUCAACAAGCAAGAGAUCCACCAUUCACAUAGCAACUCCUUUGUAAAGACAUCAUCACUUAGAUCUUCCAUGUCUUCUCAUUCUAUUGCUUCUGAAGCUUCCUCUAUCAGGCGCAGUAUAGGUCCUAAGCCUGAUGUUUUAGUCAAUGAUGAGAACAAUACCAACAGUCAGUUUAGCCCUGCUAAGAAAAGACUAUACAACAACCCCAUUGGGCUCUAUUCAGCACAGACUGUUAAUGAAAUGGCUGAGAUACAUAAUUUGAGUCUCAAAGGAAGGGCUUCAGGAGGUGGUCUUCUUAGAGGUAACCUGCCAGUUAAAGAUCCUCUUGUAGACAUUGCUUCUCCAGUAUAUCAGGCUGUGCUUAAAAAUCAGGGCAAAAGUGAAUAUGAGAUUGACGACUGGGCACGUCGUGCUGCCAACCUGCAGUCCAAGUCAUUCCGUGUCCUUGCACAGAUGACAGGAACAGAAUACAUGCAAGACCCUGAUGAAGAUGCUCUGAGAAGAGCAAGCGGCAAGGAGAAUGCUCCAAAAUCUCCUGAAGCAAGUCCUACAGGUACCUCAGUGCCACAAACUGCCACCUAUAAGGUUUGGCAACCUUCUAAGUCUUCAACCAUGAAUGGCAAUUCUGUCCAAACAAAUGCAGUGCCUUCAAGAGGUUAUUCCGUGAGGUUUGGGGUCGACAAAAGUCCAAGACAACCCACUUAUACCAGCCAGAAAGUGCUUAAACCAUCACCCCCUGUUACAUCCUCUUAUAAAAGAGUACCUACAGCUGCCAACAUGUCUCCUUCACAAAUCAAACCCAGCCAGGGAGCUAAGAACGUUUCCGCCGCAGCCUCCACUAUAUCUUGUGCCAUAUCAGCACAGUCUAGCCUUCAUCAGCAAGCAUCCUUUUCUUCCAGCUACCAGUCAAAAAUAAGUUCUUCUAGCCAAGCCUAUUCUUCCAAUACUGCUGCCAAAGGUCCCAUGCCUUAUGGAGGACACACUGAGCCUUCAGCUCCUGCUGCCAAGCCUCGAGUAGUAACCACUGCGAGUAUCAAACCAUCUGUUUAUCAGCCAAGCCAAGGUCCUUCUCCAGGCUUUGCACCAUCACCUGCCACUACUUACUCAGCACCCCAACAAGAGCCAGCCAAUCGCCCUCCAUGGAUAACUGAUGAAGCCUUUAAUCAAAAAUUUGCCCCUGGAAAAUCUACAACCACCAUUUCUAAACAGGUCCUGCCAAAAGCAGCACCUCCUCCACCCACUCCAAUCACCACUCCAAGCUAUACUCCUCAGCCUGCUAGCCAACCACCAACACAAGUACCAAGGGGACUGAUUCAGCGUGCUGAAAGAUUUCCAGCAAGCAGCAGGACUGCUCUUUGUGGACACUGCAACAGCAUCAUCAGGGGUCCCUUUUUAGUGGCCAUGGGUCGAUCAUGGCAUCCAGAGGAAUUUAACUGUGCAUACUGCAAGUCUUCCCUAGCUGAUGUGAGCUUUGUUGAGGAGCAGAAGAAUGUCUACUGUGAACGAUGCUAUGAGCAGUUCUUUGCUCCCACCUGUGCCCGCUGCAAUACUAAAAUUAUGGGGGAAGUGAUGCAUGCCUUGAGGCAGACCUGGCACACCACCUGCUUUGUUUGUGCUGCCUGCAGAAAGCCGUUUGGUAACAGCCUCUUCCAUAUGGAGGAUGGAGAGCCAUACUGUGAGAAAGAUUAUAUUGCUUUGUUCAGUACAAAAUGCCAUGGAUGUGAUUUUCCUGUUGAAGCAGGUGACAAAUUCAUUGAGGCCCUUGGACACACUUGGCAUGAUUCCUGCUUCAUCUGUGCUGUUUGCCAUGUGAAUUUGGAGGGCCAACCAUUCUACUCCAAGAAGGACAAGCCCCUGUGCAAGAAACAUGCCCAUGCUAUCAAUGUCUAAGGAGCAUAACUUAAUGUAACACUAGGGACAGGCGGCUCCCAAAAAGUUCCUAACAUCAUAUUUUGUUACUUUAAAAAAGCACUGCAUGCUACCAUGCAGCUGAAAUCUGUUUUACACAAUUGUGCAAAACAAAAAAAAAAACACAAUAUUAAAAAUUAAGUUUUAGAAAUCUA
Molecule: messenger RNA, 2595 nt
Organism: Bufo bufo (common toad)
Lineage: Eukaryota; Metazoa; Chordata; Amphibia; Anura; Bufonidae
Gene: LDB3
Product: LIM domain binding 3
Exons: 17
Coding region: 104-2422 (772 amino acids)
Biological process (GO): muscle structure development; actin cytoskeleton organization; heart development
Cellular component (GO): adherens junction; stress fiber; filamentous actin
Molecular function (GO): muscle alpha-actinin binding; actin binding
Source: RefSeq, a predicted model, not a curated record